UUCGACAAGCUUAUCUUAAUCAAUUAUUAAAGAUUCUUUUCGAAUUUUUAGUAUUGAGAUAUUCGGUAGAGCGAAACUCGGUUGAAAACGGCGACAUGAAUACUCAAUUAACAACUGCAGUGUUGGCUUUAGCUCUUGUGUUGAUAUUAUGCACUGAAGCAACUAUUGUCCGAAAAUGUUCAGGUAAUGAUGACAAGCAAUUGAGCGAUGAAAAUGUGAAUUUUUCGAAUUGCAGAAAAGGACGUUGCUUGCUAUGGAAAGGCACCCAACUUUUUGUUCAAAUAAAUUUCGAACCAGAUCAUGAUGUAAAAAAUCUAAGAUCAAGCAUAGCUGGAAUGAUUUGGGGUAUAACAUUUCCAUUUAUUGGUGUUGAUGGAACAAGUGCAUGCGAUAAAUUAUAUGAAGAAGACGGAGUUACUAAAACCAAAUGCCCUUUAAAGGCCGGACACAAAUACGUAUACAAACAUGCAGUUGAUGUUUUACAUAUUUAUCCAUCAAUAGAUGUGGACGUUCACUGGGCCCUCACCGAGGACAACGACAAAGACCUUGUUUGCUUUGAAGUACCUGCAGAAAUUACCUCUUGAUAUUGACUUUAGAUUUAUUUGCUCAUGGUUUUUAGUCUGUUGUAGAUUUUUCACGAUUGUAUUUGU
Molecule: messenger RNA, 650 nt
Organism: Contarinia nasturtii (swede midge)
Lineage: Eukaryota; Metazoa; Arthropoda; Insecta; Diptera; Cecidomyiidae
Product: ecdysteroid-regulated 16 kDa protein-like
Exons: 3
Coding region: 96-584 (162 amino acids)
Biological process (GO): sterol transport
Molecular function (GO): sterol binding
Source: RefSeq, a predicted model, not a curated record